Anthonomus grandis grandis is the source of this 7220-nucleotide messenger RNA. It is a transcript of the gene ITR, whose product is annotated as oxytocin receptor-like. NCBI's taxonomy places the organism in Eukaryota, Metazoa, Arthropoda, Insecta, Coleoptera, Curculionidae. Gene Ontology annotation, biological process: G protein-coupled receptor signaling pathway. The record is from RefSeq and is a predicted model, not a curated record. Gene Ontology annotation, cellular component: membrane. Bases 635 to 1789 code for a protein of 384 amino acids. The transcript is spliced from 10 exons. Gene Ontology annotation, molecular function: peptide binding; vasopressin receptor activity.
UGGUCAUCCACGCCUCAUUAGUCUAAUACUGCAUUUCAUUGGUUAGGAUUUAUCACGCGAGCUUCUAUGUACCUUCCUACAAGUGAUUUAGGUACGUGUAUCAGUUAUUAGUUGUUGUCGCCUCAUUACAGUUGUUUGGAUUUUCACACAUACUUGACAGUGGAUGACAUUGGUCAUCCGCGCGACUAAUAGUGCUAUCAAAUUGGAUUUUGAUUUUCGAAAAUGUCACAACCAAAAAUAUCAAGAGACGAAAGUAGCAAAGAUCCUAUGAAAUGGUUACAAUGGUAUAAUGAAAUAGAGGAAGAUGAAAGUGAACCGGAAGAAAACGAAAGCGAAUCGGAUAAUGAUUUUGUAUAUGAGAGCGAACAUGAUACAGAUAGUGAACAGGGAGCUGACGAGGAAAGUCUGGACGAUAAAGAUGAAGGGAUCCUGGAUAAUGAUACAUAUCUUGCGAAGGAUAGAAUGACGAGGUGGAGAAAAGAUCUUUAAAAGAUGAGUUCCUAACGGCUGGACCCAGUGCAUCCCUUAUCCAUUUUAUCUAUAACACAGGCAUCAAAUCUCUUAGGAAUUAUUGGUAAACAUCGGCAGAUAGAACAGUUUCAUAUCGCUACGUCAUAAUGAACCAAAAGGAAAAAUGAACUUGUCGACGUCAACGUUAGCAACAAGAAAAGCAGGAACGGAAAUCCUGCAGGAAUUUGUUUUGAGAAUGGACGAAGCUGACUUGAAUCGAGACGAAAACUUGGCCCGAAUAGAGAUUGCCACUUUGGCUUUAAUAUUUAUUACGACUGUAUUGGGAAAUGCUACGUUUUUUUUGGCGCUAUGGAUGAGAAAAAGAUAUUCUGGCACAAAAAAACUUUCCAGAAUGUACUUCUUUAUUCUGCACCUAUCAGUGGCCGAUCUAAUAGUAGCGUUCUUCAGUGUGUUACCUCAACUUGCCUGGGAGAUCACGUACAGAUUUCAGGGCGGAUUCUUAUUAUGUAAAGUUGUUAAGUUUGGUCAAACCUUAGGUCCAUAUCUAAGUUCCUAUAUUCUCAUGGCAACAGCAAUAGAUAGACAUCAAGCCAUUUGCUAUCCACUCACCUAUUAUUCUUGGACUUCCAGAUGUUCCAAAGUAAUGAUGUAUGUAGCUUGGCUAGCAAGUAUAUUAUGUUGUGUACCCCAGGUAAUAAUAUUUUCGUAUCAAGAGGUGGCUCCGGGGAUUAACGAUUGUUGGGCUACAUUUGAUCAAGAGUGGGGAGCACAGGCCUACGUUAUUUGGUAUAGCAUCAGCAUAUUCAUCGUCCCGCUUUUCGUCUUAGUUUACACAUAUACUUGCAUAUGUUGUGAAAUUUGGAGAUGUUCCGAUUCUGUUCUACGACCUCAAAGUAGCUUCAAAAAUGGGACGGAAAGACACAAGGUACCAUUUAUUUCGAGGGCCAAAAUCAAUACCGUUAAACAAACCGUGGCUGUCAUAGUGAUGUAUAUUGUCUGCUCCACUCCCUUCAUUUUUGCUCAAUUAUGGGCCACGAUUGAUCCCAGCAGUUCAUUUUUAGAAGGUUCCACCUUUACUAUUUUAACAUUAUUGUACAGCUUAAAUAGCUGUGUGAAUCCAUGGAUCUACUUGUUUUUUAACCGAGAGCUUCCCAGAAUACUAAUCAAACGACUUUUCGUAGCAAAUACCCAAUAUACAGCAACUUCGGAUGGAGGUCAUACAGUAAGUAACUCUUCUGGAGAUCAUAUGACUUCCCUAAAACUAAUGAGAAACAGUCCUGCCCGAGAUGAGCGCAGAUGGAUGGUAACGGCCACCUGAGACGGGCAGGCAGGUUGCGGGAUUCCUAGAUUUAUCAACCGCAGCCGGUCGCUGGACGAAAUAUCGGGUUCAUCUCUAGUGGAACUUGCCGAAUUUAUUACAGAGUUUACCGAAGUGCAAAUAAACUAUGAGACUAUCAUUUAAUUUUAUAAGGUGGUUGAGAUGUAUAUUAAUAUGGUUGUUGUGAAUACAAAACUAUUGAGCAGCCUAGACUUCCAAAUGAAUAGUUUAUAUACUAUUUAAAGUUAGGCUUUGUUAUAAGAAGGGGAGAUCGGGGAGUAUUGAGACGGGUUUUGCUUUUAGACCAAAAAUUAUAAUUCCUUUUUAGCUACAUUAACAUUUUUAAAAUAUGAUAAAGUUUAACGAUACUUAGAUAUCUAAGUUUUACUUUCAUGCUCAAAACUUAUUUUUUGGAUUUUCGCAAUACUCAGAGGGUUAAGAGACAGAAAUUUAUUAGUACGAAUAUAUCAUUCAAUACAAUACAAUAUAUUAGGGAAAUUUUCAUAAAUACACAAUCCAAUUUAUAGACACAACUUAAAAGUUUUAAUAUAACUCAUAGUACAGGGUGUCCCAUUUUGGGUACUUUUGCGGUAUAUCUCCGUUAUUUUUAGAGAUAGAGAUUUGCGGUUUUCGCGGUACUGUGCUACUUUUUCGUAAAACUAAAGAUGCUGUUAACAAAAUUUUCAUAGCCCUUUUAUAAUUUAAGAUACAGGGCAUUUUUGAAAUGUUUGUAUUUUAGGACCCCCCUCGUAUCUCCGUUAUUUUUUUAGUUUUUGUUAAAGUAAAAAUUUCUUGUAGAUUUUUUUUCGUAGAAUCUAGUGGUGUAGAUAUUUUUUUUUGAUUAAUAGUUUUUGAGUUAUAACCCAAACCUAAGUUUUUUAUACGGAACACCCUGUAUAUUUAUAGUUCAUAAAAUUGGCCUUUUUUUUCCUUUUCAAAAUUAUAUAACAGUAUGGAUCUAUUUUCAAAAAUACACAAAUAACCAACAAUUUUCUAAAUUAAAUGCAUAAUUUAAUAGUAGGCCAUGAAUAGCUCAACAAAUAAGAAGUUACAAAUUAAUAACGACGAAUGGGGAAUUGCAUCAUUCUUCUUUUUUGUAAUAAAAGAACAUAAAAAACAAAUCUAUAAAUUUAAUAAAUACUCUAAGAAAACAACCAUAUAACAAAACGACAAUGUAACAAAACAAUAUUUUCAGAAGAGAUGUUCAAAAUGACCACCAUCUUCUCUGAUACAAAAUUGGCACAUACUUGUAACCCUUUGAAUAGCAUUUAAAAUAAUAAUUUGUCUCCUUCUCAGAUUAUAAAAUUCUAAAUGAAUUGCGUCUUAAAGUUCUAUUAGAUUAUUGCAUUGUCUUAUAUACUUCAUAUACAUUCUUUUAUAUAUACUUUAUCUUGUAUAUACUCUCAUAAAAAAAAAUUAAAAUCGAGAGAUCGGGAGACCGUGGAAGCCAUAUAACAGGUCCAUUGGUACCUAUGCAUCUUUGAACAAAGUUAUUUUCAAGAAAUGCCCUUACGAGCCCAGAGUUAUGACUUAAGGCACCAUCUUGUUGUAGGUAGAGAGUGUUAUAUUGGGCUAGAGGCAUAUUUUCCAGAAGUUCUGGAAUAACUUCCUCAAGUAUGUCUAGGUACCUACGUUAGGGUGGGUCGUUUUUAUACUUUUUCUUUAAUUUUGACAGACCUGUGGUUUAAAAACUUGCUAUUAGGUAAAAUAAUCUCGUGCAAAUUUAAAAAAAAAUCAUCAGCGUUUGCACCCUCGCUACUCCCCCCAAAAAUACAAAAAAAAAUAUAAAUAGAAAAUAAUUUGCCUGUGCUAUAAAAUAAUGUAAUAUAGUCCUCUAAUUACGCAAAAAAAACAUUAUUAAAUUGUAGACAUAUUUAGGCCCCCCGCCAGCUCUUAAGCGAUAAUGGUCCUGUGGUAUUUCCGUCCAGAUGUCGAACCAAAUGUCGCAAUGGCAACUUGUUUGCAUGUAGUUGACAUAUACACAUCAAAAUGGUCUAGGGAACACAUACAAAUAUGUUAUUAUUUUUGAGAAGAUUGGAAAAAAGUUAAUUAUUGGAAUUUUUUUACAUUAUUCGAAUAAAAUAACAAUAUAAUUAUUAACUUUUUUUGUAGAUUAUAAUUUACUUAUAAUUUAGGGUCCAAAUAAAAAAUAAAGAACAAAAUCCCAUUUAUUACCGUUUAUUAAAAGAAAUUAUAAAAAUAAAAAUUUACCAAAUACAAAUUAAACUAGUAGCCAGAUGGUCCAACUCUAUUAUUAAUAACACUUUGGUAUCGCCUAGGCAUACUUAAAAUUAAAUUAUUAAUUAAUUCUUGGGGCAACUCCUCCCAAACAUGUGUCACAGCAAGACGAAGCUCCAGAGAGCUUUGAAAAAAGUCAAAUCGUUGAAGAAGUUGCCUUUUUAACCAAUCCCAAACAUGCUCAAUUGGAUUAAGCUCUGGUGAGGUAGAGGGCCAGGGUAGAAGAUUGAUUUGAUUUUCCUCAAUAGCGAUUCGUACAAGCCGUGCUCGAUGUGGUGGGGCACUAUCUUGUUGCAACAACGAAUUUGGGCCCAUUUCGCGUAAAUAUGGAACAAUUACAGGCAGUAGUAUAUUAUCCCUAUAACUUAUUCCAGUCAUUGUAUUUUCGACAAAAAUUAGGUUCGUUUUUCCGUCAAGUCUAAUGCCACCCCAAAACAAUAGUGAUCCACCACGUUGCCUUACUACUUCCCGGGCAUAUCGCAAACGAUUUUCAUUUCCUUCCUCUCUCCAAACACGAAUUCUACCAGAAUCACGAUAAAAUGAAAAUCGAGACUCAUCCGUAAAAAGAGAUGUGGCUCAUCUUUCUUGAUUCCAGUUAACAUGUUCUUGGCACCACAUUAAUCUUGCACCUUGAUUUCCUAAAGUUAACCGAGGAAUCCUUAGGGGUCUUCUGGCAUGAAGUCCUCUCUUAUGCAAAUGGUUUCUAAUAGUUUGACCUGAAACCUCGACGUUAUGCACUCGUGAGAGCUGCUGAACCAAAACAGAGGCUGUUACCGUGGGAUUUCUUUGAGCUUGCAAAGUUAUAAAACAGUCUUGGGCAGGUGUAAUAACUCGCGACAGGCCUUGAUGCCAUUCUCUAACAUCAUUUGUCUCUCUAUAUCUUGUCCACAAACGGUUAAUUACACUGAAAGAUGUAUCCAAAGCUCUUGCAACGUCUGUUUGACUUGUUCCUGCCUCAAGCAUUCCGACUGCUCUUAGCAUUUCCUCUCGAGUUAAAUGUCGUCUUUCCAUUUUUAUUGAAUAAAAACUAAAUCACAAUUGUUCGGUUGGAACCACAGAAAGUGCGAUAUUGCGUUAGAAUUUAAAAAUUAUAAUCUGCAUUAUUUCGACAAAAUGUGCAAGUAGCAAAUAUUUAUUUUACUUCGUUGGUAUAAUAUUAAAGGUAGUAUCUAUUCCGUAUGAAAAUAUAAAUAUAUAAAAAUUUAUAAGGCGAAAAAAACUAUUUUUCUAAGUGUUCCUUAGACUAUUUUGAUGUGUGUAUUAGCCAUUGCAAAAGUCGUUUAAGAUGUAAUUCCAACAAAUGUAUUAACACCACCGUGAGGCCCAGUGUUAAUGACAGUACCAUCGCAGCCAACCGCAACUAACUCGCUAACUAAUACUUCAUUUUCGGUUAAAUAUUUUAGAAUCGUUGAAGCUAUGGUCUUUGCAGUACCGUUUUCAGGUGUUACGUGUCAUAUAUAGUCACUACCUGGUUCCUUUAAUAACACUAUAUGUUCUUCGAAAAUGAUUUUCCUAGAUGACGAUUCACCCUGUUUUUUAAUGUGAAGAGUUCUAUCUUUGCGUCCAUCAAAAUAGAGAGCUUGAAGACUAGUACCAUCUUUUAUUAUAGUUUUUUGUAAAUCAAGUCGUUGCCUUUUUCUUUGUUGAUCUAAUUUGGACUUGUCUAUUAAAUAAGAUUGAUCAGUUUUGCAUAUCAAUCCAACAUCUUCCAGAACUGCACUGGCGAUCAUUGCUCCUUUUCUACUUGAUAAUCCAGCUCGGUCUAUUGCUUUUGCUAAUGCAGGAAAGUCGAGGGUUAUGCCCGUAGAAGUUGACGGCUCUGGUUCGAAGUCUGGAUCACAGUCUGGUUUGCUUUGCACUGAUAUAUCUGAUAGAUUGCCUUGUUCAAUAUUUUUUUCUGAUACAUUACGCGAAAUUUUUUGUUGACUUUUGUUCUCCGGAAUAUUACGCGAGAGGUCCCUGCUUAUUCUUUUUUGUUUUUGCUGCAAAUUUUUACUUGUUUUGGCAUCUACUUGCCCUAUAGACAUUAAUCGUGUAGUUCUCUGGUCGUUUAGAAAAGCUUGUUCCAAAUUUUUGGAACUUUGUAUGACUUCUCACAAAUACACUGAAGACAAAUACAACACAAAUACAACAAAUACACAUAAGUUAAAAUCGGUACAUUUGCACUUGAAAUAUCAAAGAGUUUAGUAUUAGCCUCAUCACGAAAUUUUUGAAGCUUAGUUUUCGCCGCAUCACUUGUUUUCUUAAUUGACUUUUUAAUGUUUAUAAAUUGUUGGUAAUACUUUUUUAAUAAGGCAAUACAUUGGUGAUCUGAUAUAAACAUUCUGAUAUAAGCUUUCAUCCAAAUUUCUUGAAUUUUUUGCACUACAAUUUUGAUUAUUUCGGUAACUGUUUUAUUUUUACCUUCACCACUGCCGGCUACGUCAUUUUGGAUAUAUAAAAAAUAUCGCAUGACGUCACCAUAACACGGAAGCACGGUUUCACAUAAAACGGUAGGGUUAUCAAACACGGGAUCACCAAUCGUUUGCCGCGUUAACAAUUUUUGUCUCUCCGCUAUUGUUUUCUGAAGUAAAACUUCACUCUAAACAAUAAUCGAAAUUAUUAUACUUAAUAAUAUAACGAAUGAAAUGUAUAGUACUUUGAAAACACAAUUGCACAACCGACUAAAAACAGAGACAACCAAAGAGACAGGCAACUGUGCGCUAAUAAAAUAUCCGAUUAUUUUCCAUCUUUGUCUCUCUUCGUGAAAGGUGAACGUAGAUGGCGCAGAUAGCGUUUGCCGCCAUAAUUCAAACCUCGGCUAUUAAGCAUUUAAUAAUUUAUUUUAAUUAAAAUCAGCCGUUAUGUCUCAGAAGUCAGAACAUCAUAAUUAUGUUCUGAGACAGAACGGCUGGUUUUAAUUAAAAUAAAUAAAAAGUUAUUGAUAUGUUUUUAAUUACUCAGAACGAUGGCAGACUUUAAUUAAAACGAUGCAAUUUAAUAACAUUUAAAUUGGGGAACUAAAUAAACUAAAUAUAAUUCUGAAACGUUUUGUAUUAUAUUUUCAGUAUAUGGUAUAACUAUAAUAUGUGCAUGCAUUUUCUUAAUUAUUUUCAUAAUUUAUAAUUUAAGACGGUAACAGUAACAUGCAUAUACAUAAAUGCAAUUAAAAUAUAGAAAGAUUUUAAUUAUCACAGUACUAUAGUAAUAUUUC